This is a messenger RNA of Sporothrix brasiliensis 5110, 2067 nucleotides long. RefSeq lists its product as uncharacterized. The transcript has 3 exons. Gene Ontology annotation, molecular function: DNA-binding transcription factor activity. Bases 1 to 2067 code for a protein of 688 amino acids. NCBI's taxonomy places the organism in Eukaryota, Fungi, Ascomycota, Sordariomycetes, Ophiostomatales, Ophiostomataceae. The record is from RefSeq and is a predicted model, not a curated record.
AUGUCUAACGGACUGUCCUUUGGCGGCGUCAAUGGCAUGCGGCGCGGUUUUCCGCAGCAGCAAAAUGCUACGGCCAACAAACCGCCGACGUCCCUUUCGCACGGUGGACCUUAUCAGGCGUUCCACCAACAGCAGCAAGCUUCGUCGCCUCGCAGCAGCCUCAGCAUCAACAGCAUGCGCAACACGCACAGCAGCACGUCCAGCAUCAACAGCAUCAACAACAUCCACAACAUACCCAGCAUGCUCAGCAUCUGCAACACGCGCAGCACCAGCAACACGCGCAGCAUGCUGCUCAGCACAAUCAGCACGGGCAACACAACCAGCACGUGCAGCAUAAUCAGCAUCAGCAGCAUCAACAACACCAUCAGCAUGCAGCGCAUUCGCAGCUGCCGCAACAUUCGCAGCCCCCCGCUAUCUCAGUCGCCUAUCCCCCCGGCACAACACAUUCAGCAGGCGCAAAAGGUGCAGCACAAUGUCCAGCACCAGGUCCAGCAGCAACACCAACAACACCAGCAGCACCAACAGCAUCAGCAACAACAGCAAGCCCAACACCAGCAGCAACAGCAGAUGCAGCAGACGCAACAGGUUCAUAAAGCCCAAAAAGCGCAGCACGCUCAGCAGCAGGCGCAAGCGCAAGCGCAAGCGCAGGCGCAAGCGCAAGCGCAAGCGCAGGCGCAGGCGCAGGCACACGCACAGGCACAGGCUCAAGCCCAGGCGCAAGCACAAGCACAAGCCCAGGCUCAAGCUCAAGCUCAGGCACAGGCGCAAGCUCAGGCGCAAGCUCAGGCGCAGGCUCAGGCACAGGCUCAACAGGCCCAGCAGGCCGCCCAGCAGCUGCAGGUGCAGAAGACGGUCCAGGCCCACCAGAAAGCGCCACAUGCGUCUCCGACGCCUCCACCACCGAAACCCGAUGCUACAGCACCUCCUGCACAGGAGGAACAAAAUGAGGAGGAAAUGGAGGUGGACAGUUCCGCAAACGAAGCGGCGGGAGCGGACGGUCAGGCCGAUAAAAACGCGGAUGGCAAUGUCCCGUUCGUGCCGCGCCAACCAAUGGGCGCCCUUAUGUCUGCUCCGCCCGAAGGUGGCAGUUUCCCCUCACUGGAGGCUGUGCAUAAGUUUGUGCUGGGAUAUUGCACAUCGGUGGGCUACGCUGUGGUAAUUGGGCGAUCGAAGAAGACCGUGCCGGGGUUGAAGAAGGUCCUCUUCGUGUGUGACCGGGCAGGCAAGCCUCCACGGCGUGUCAGCCCGGAGCAGCGGAAGCGGAAGACGUCAUCACGGAAGUGCGACUGUCAGUUCGGAUUUUUCGCUAUCGAGCAGCGGACGCAAUGGACGGUACGAUACCGGCCGGAUACGAGUCACUUGAAACACAACCACGGUCCCAGCGAGAGCCCUGUACUCCAUCCGGCUGCCCGGAAACUGGACAGCAACAUGGUGGCAGCCGUGAAGGCCCUGAAGGACGACGGUGCGUUACCUGCUGCGACCCCCACUACCACUACCAAGCCCAGAGCCAAGCCCAAGUCCAAAACCACCCCGUUGAAGAAGGGAGCAGCAAGUGCCAGUGCAGGAGCGGGAGUUGGAGCAGCGGCGGAAGGAGCGGGAGACUCAGAAGAAAAAAUGACAGAAGGUGCCAGUGGUUCUAACGCUUCGGUUACAGGCGUCGGAGUGAGCCAGACACUUGAGAUUCUGCAGACGGAGAACCCCCAUGUGCCACUGCUGCCGCGAGACAUCUACAAUGCCCGUGCUGCGAUCACGCGGAACCCAAACAAGGUGGCAUCGGCGAUCGCGGAAAAUCGACCGGCCAUUUAUAGCAAGCCGCCGCCGACCGCCGAUGAGCGCAUUAAGACCGACCUACGGCGCGAGCUGGCGCAGGCCAAAGACGAACUCGCAAAGUACAAGGAAGACACGCAAAAGGAGAUUGACGAGCUCAAGCGGAAACUGGAAGAAAAGGACCAGGUCAUCCAGCGGUUUGAGAUGUUUAUUGACAUCUGCAACCAGCGUGUCAUCUUGCAGCGGGAACGGCUGUCCGACAACAACGAUGGUGCGGGUGGGCCGAACCUUGCCGCAUAG